AUGCUUCUGCUCACACACUGGACAUUUAUCCCUAAAACAGGCCGAAUCUUCACCAUGGGUAUACGAAACCUUUAAGAAGAAAAGGUGCAGUCGUUAUAUUCCUUGUAAAAAGAAACCAGACCGGUGAGUAAUUAAUGAUAAAAAACCAUACUUUGUAGAUUCUAUAGUUGUUUACAAGAAUUACACAUGAGUGUUGCCAAAGAACAACAAAUGGACCAAGAAAACAGACUUUCAUGGGCUGCCUCAUUUAUGUAUCAGUGGAUUACUCUGAAUCAGGAAUAACUCUUAGGAAUAGCAAUUGAUAUUAUGCAAUGAUUGAUAUAAAUGGUCCGCAUGCCAUAGUAUUUUUUCCACCGGGAUUAAAAAGCUACAUACCAAAUAAAAAGAACUCUCAAUUAUACACGGUACGAUGUGAAAGUAGUGCUGAAAAGGUUUGGUUUGAAUAACUGAGACUCAAAAGUUAGAAUCGUGUGUACUAAAUAAAUUAUAGUACAUUGUGGAAUUACUUCUCAAAAGAUUUCAUUUGAAUGGUACCAUAGCAUUAUGACCAAUAUUCAUGUUCGUAAAUAUACUGAAAGAGAAUAGGUGAAACAUUUGACUUCUAAAUGUUAAAAACAAGUUAAGCAGGCUAGAAGAAACUGAAACAUAUAUGUUUACAUUUUUAGUUGCGGUUGUGGUCGUUCAAAGGCCUCCCAUGGUAACGAAACAGCAGAUGGACAAACGAACAGAGAACAUGAAUUAACAGAACCUGGACAGGCAAGUAGAACUGAGUUAAAUGUCGCUUACAUGAGGCUACCAGACUCUCUUCUCCGCAGCGGUUUCCGCAGUAAAAAUAUAAGAGCGUGGGGGGGGGGGGGGGGUGGGGGGGGGGGGGGAGAUAGUUUUUUCUUUUUUUCUUCUUCAUUUUCAUCUGCCUUUAGAAUUUUUGUUUUCCCCUCUCCCACCCCUCCCCGCGACCAAAACGGCACUACAGCGAGACGGGGGGCCUCACAUCUAUGUUCGUCAGCCUUUUCGGUGGGGGGGGGGGGGGGGGGGGGGGGGGGGGGGGGGAGAGAUCUCUCUCUUUCUCUCUUUCCCCUUUCCAUCGUCCCUUACACGCUUUCUUUUUCCCUCUCCCCAGCCUCGCCGCGACACAAACAGGACUAUACGGAGGAGAGAGGGCCACCAGUUCAAUUUUUGCAAUUUUUUGGGUGUAUAGUAUUAGUUCUGAUGUGUUUCAUGGUUGUUCUAACAAUCAAUCAGGAAACUAGCGCCAUUGAAUGGAAAGUUUCCGAGCACACAGAAAUAGAUGGACCGACGGAUGCUUUCGGCGAACUUGAAUUUACAGGAGCUGGACAAGCAAGUAGAGCUAAGGUAAGCUUAGACUUAAUUCCAUGUCUAUCACGCUAACACAAGGCAAAUAUAAUUAUGGAGGCUGUUUUUAUUUCUAUACACCCUACCGUAGUAAAAUGGAGGAUAAGUUGUACACUUUAGGGUUUGGGCUCGACAGAGACUAGGGAGCUUAAGCAUCAACAUUUUGGCCGAGCUACGGACGUCAACCGAAAGUGGACUUUUUACAUCAUUGUGUAGUGGUUUGGUUGAAACUCUCGGGUAAAUCCUCUUUAUAAGAGAAAAGAAACUUAGCAAUACAAAUUUGGUAGCGUCAGGGCAUGUAAAAAGGGAGAGGACCUCACUUCCAGUUGACGUGUGUCGCUCAAAAACAUCUUUGCUGAAGCUCCCUAUUAAAGAGUGGGACCCCGCCCUACGGACAGCCCCCUUGAUACGAACAUCCACAUUUAAGAACUUUUUUAUGACUUUCAUGGAUUAAUACAGUCUUUAACCCUUGUACUGAAGCCCUUUAAUAGAGUUUCGGCCUCACUAAAGACGUUUCACUUCCUUAGCUUUUUUGUUGAAGUCAUUGUUCCUACACUUCUUCCUCUUUGUCUGCUUUAGUAUUUACGUCAAUACAAGAUUUGUCCGUGACGUUUUACCGUUGAACCCGAUAAAUAUGGACGACACCAUGGUAUGUCCCCUUGGCCGUGUUCAUUAACCAGGUUCCCGGGUUUGUUGUUGGUUCUCUCCUUUGCUCCGAGAGGUUUUUCUCCGGGUACUCCGGUUUUCCCCUCUCCUUAAAAACCAACACUUCCAAAUUCCAAUUCGAUCUGGAACGCACGGACACGUCUCAAUGAGUUCUUAUGAACUCCUUAGUGAUCCGUGGGUAAACAAAUUACAAUUUACAAAUUUUUUUUACAAUUACUGUUUUUGAGGACUAUCCGAUAUGCUUUAGUGACUGCAAAUGUAACCCUGUAAAGCUUCAACAAACUCGCUUCAGAUUGAUGAAAUCUUAAGUUCGCUAGUUCUUAUCAUGGUUUUGUUUUUUUCGGUAGUUCAUUCGUAUUUCUGAUGACACUGAUCCUGACGAUGUUCUGCACCUUUUACAAGAGAAAUGGAAGUUAGAAUUACCUAAACUUGUCAUCUCUGUUACUGGUGGAGCAAAAAGCUUUGUCAUGCAUCCAAAAUUAAAGGAUUUGUUUCGACAGGGAUUGUUGAAGGUGUUUAAUUGUGUAAAGUAAAUCAUUAAUACACAUAAUCAUUGCUGGAAAUGUCAUCAUAAAAUAGUGUUUAGAUUCAGACUGCUAUUCAAGUCUGAAAGUAAGGCAAUGUUUACAUUAUGGCGUAUAGCUUUACCUGGCGCCACGAAAAGCUUUCCAGUAUAGUGUAAACAUAUCCUUAAUUAGUAAAAUCCAACAAGUGGUCUAUUAUCAAUGCUGCGUUCUAAUUGGUUGAGCUACUACUAAGCUAUAUGUUAUAGCUUACUAGUAGCGAAAAGCGCCAGAUUUUUGGCGGCAAAAAAGGAUUAAAGUCUUGCUUUAAGUUGUUUUGUGUCGAUAUUUUUGACCGACUAGUUGGAUUUUACUAAAACAAUUAUUCCUCUCGCCCUCAUGGCCCCUGAGUCAAUAGUCCAUUCGGCCUUCGGCCUCAUGGGCUAUUGACUCAGAGCCCAUCGAGGAAUAAUUGCUAAAGAUAUCAGUGCAAAGAGUGCCCGAAGUAAAAAAAGAGAAAAAAAUAAGAAGAAGGAGAAGAGGUUUCUUUUCUAAACUACCACAAAUUGACCUCUAAAAUAUUAGAAAAAAGAAAUAAACGGAAAAGGAUCACUUAAAAGGAUUUCUUUUGAAUGAGCCAUAGGAUUACAUCUUAAGGCUCAAAAGUUAUAACUUAACGUGCUAAAAAAAUAGUACCAGACUCCAAAAUUGUAUCUACAAAAAUAUAAUGGAUAAAUAGUACUAUGUGUAAGUACUACUGAAGAAGCAUCAUUUGAAUGGUUACUGCACAGGAUCUGGUCCGCAGACUAAAAAGUUAGAGCUACAUACUAAGUGAAUAGCACCAUGUGAAAGUACUGCUGAAGAAGUUACAUUUGAAUGGUCACCCCAUAGGAUUUCAUUUACAUAGUCAAAAGUUAGAAGAACUUCAUACUAAAUAAAUAGUACCAUGUGAAAGUACUGCUGAAGAGGUUUAAUUUGAAUGGUCACACCAUAAGAUUUUAUCCACAGACUCAAAACUUAGAACUACAGUAUAAGUUAAUACAAACUUGAUUGAUAUAUGAAUUUUAUUAAACUGAACUGCUAAACUGCGGGGUGAAGAAGUGAAUGCAGAGAUCAUCACAGCAAAUACGCAACUUAUCAAUAGUGUAGUGGCGAAAAGAAAGCAUAAUUAAAUUCAGGCUAGCUCAUUCUCUCUUGACCUUAGGUAGUCUUCUCUUCAUAUAUUUCUUCACCGGGCAGUUGAAUUAUGGGAAACUUAAUAUUUUUAUCAUAUAACCAGCUCCCAGUUGGUUUGUUAAUUGGUUAGAAUGCUGCACUGGCAACGCAUCCCGGGUUCCAAUCUUGGCAAGCCUGAACUUUUUCACCGUUUCUUCUCGCAACUGCAUAAGUUGCGUAUUUUACUGUGAUGAUCUUCUCUGAAUUAAUUUAAUACACUCGUACCCCCCCUAGCCUGUUCCAGGCUCUUCGUUAGUGGGGAUGACGCGUAAGUAAAAGGCAACCGAAAUUGUGAGCGCGUGAUCUGGGAAAAGGGGGCGGUGGCGGAAAAAGGAAUGGAGAGAGAAGAAGGGAGACGACCUUCUUCUCCGUACUUUCCUCCCGUUUUAAUUUCGUGUUCCGCUUUCUCAAUUUCUUGGAACCGACUACCUCGGAGCCUGGAACAGGCUAAACCUCCCCGAGCAACUAUUCAAAAUUAGAGGAUUUCUUGGUCUCUUAUGAAAAAGGCAGAGAAUUUAUUGCAAACAAUUUACUUUUCAAAGUUGUCACAGAAAGUUCUUCGUGUACUCUGGGUGGCGUAGUACAUACAGUGGACAAAAAAACGCCGCAACAUUCACCAAGUGGUCGCUUACCAGAGGUGAAAAACAAUGGAAAACUAUAAGACCAUCAGACCAAAAAGUGGUCGAGGUGGCUCAUAGGAGGUGAUCGUUUACGAGAGUUCUAACUAUAGAGCUUUCACGCAGGGGAAACUUCGGUGUUUUGAAUAGAUGGUCGCUUAUGGGAGGUGGGCACUUACGUCGCGAGAGGUGGUCGCACAUGGAGGUUCGACUGUAGCACAAAGAGGUUCUAGAUGAAACUGAAAAACAUCAUUAUUAAAGGGGCUGUGUCACGGCAGCCGAGUUCAUUUUGUUUAAUUUUGCCAAUUACUCGCCCUCAAUCGCUAUGGAAAUUAAAGAAAGCAAAGAAAUUACAGGUAUAUGACAAAAUCAGAGAUUCGAGACAAACAAAUAUGUCUCCUGAACAUUAUUUUUGAAGUUGCAAGCAGCAGGGAUCAACUUUGAAACACUGUUAGGCUGAACAGUUUUCAAAAACCCUAAUUUUAAUCCGUUUCAAUCUUCUUCAGUUUUGCCCAUCCGUGACAUCUGUUGUUUCUGUUAUGUUAUUUUAACCGUCCUUUAAAGUUUUAAGCAGUUAUUUUUAUGUUUCUCUUAAAUUAACGGGCGUUUUGUAAUUUCUUAAUUUGGCUGAAUUUCGUGACACAGCUCCUUUAAAAUCAUGUGAACAUCCCGAGCCUUUUAAAGUGCAUGGAGCCUUAGUGCCUUUGUCCUCAGCCUAAUAAGAUUUAAGUCUUUAAAACGAUGCUAUAAAAAUUGAACAAGUUCAAGAUCAUUUAGGGAAUACUCUGAAAAUCUUUCACGUGCAGAGCCCGGAUAGAUUAUGACGCUUUUCGAAACUUAUCGACAGCAACCCAUAAUACACUUGAUUCACUCCAUGACUACCCAAGGUCCCUUUCCUUAGCACCUGAAAGGAUUAGUCUGCCUUUAUCAUCACAAGACACCAUGAAAGGGUACCCAUUGAUGGUCUCUUGCUUAACAUCAGAAAGAACGAAUUGAAGGUUUUGAAAAAGUUCGUGACUUCGAAUACACGUACCCAAAGUAAAGAAAAAUAAGCGUAGAAAGGCUGUAUCCAUAAUAACUUCUAAUUUAACUCUUCAAAAUUUUUUGCACAGGCAGCCAAUACCACUGGUGCAUGGAUUAUAACAGGGGGAACAAACACUGGCGUACAGCGUCACGUAGGAGAGGCAUUAAAGGGUCAUACUGUAAUGUCACGAGUGGCAAUGCUCAAAGAUAAAACGUCU
Messenger RNA from Porites evermanni, 5595 nucleotides. Lineage: Eukaryota; Metazoa; Cnidaria; Anthozoa; Scleractinia; Poritidae. The record is from the annotation of a GenBank genome assembly.